Messenger RNA from Magnolia sinica, 1281 nucleotides. RefSeq lists its product as uncharacterized. The transcript has 5 exons. NCBI's taxonomy places the organism in Eukaryota, Viridiplantae, Streptophyta, Magnoliopsida, Magnoliales, Magnoliaceae. The record is from RefSeq and is a predicted model, not a curated record. The coding region runs from base 364 to 867 and encodes 167 amino acids.
GGCUUCUAAAAUCUGGUGAUCAUUUCCUACCACUCAUAUUUCCCAUUAUUGUUAAGUAUUUUGCUACAUGUGGUCCUAGGAAAAGAAAAUACAAUUAGUAGCUUUAUGGAGUCAUGGACCUGUUCUGUUGGAAGUAUGACUGAGUUAUUUAUUUCUAUGAGCUAUGAUUUUGUUGAGGGCCCGAUUCUGAAUAAUGAAGAAUGUUGUCUUUUCAGUUUGGACAUUUUGAGAUCAUAUUAGAUGCUCACUCUCUACUUCAAGUAUUUGUUUGCAUUUUUUAGGUUCCUAACAAAAUUACUCACAAAGGAUCUGCCUCGACUCUUUGUUCGUUGGAAGAAGAUCAUCCUUGAUUUGUAGAAGGGAAUGUCAGUUGGUCCUGCUUCAGAUUAUUUUAAAACUGGUGCAAUUCAGGAAGGGACUAAAGACUUUGCUGGAGAACUAUCAGUGACUCUCGUAGAUACUCAGAAGCUUUUGCUUAUGUCUUUCUUGGAGUUAUCAGGGAAGACGAAACCAUCCAUUGUUCUAAUGCUGGGCGAUCAAGCAAUUCGCAGUAAAAUGAAUGGUCGGACUACUAUCAUUGGACCACCAGGAGACCCAACAUGGAAUCAGGAUUUUCAUUUGCUUGUGGCAAAUCCUAGGAAACAGCGAUUAUCCAUCCAAGUGAAGGACUCCUUUGGUUUCACUGAUUUCACUAUAGGCACUGGGGAGGAGUUGUCAGGGAAGACAAAUCCAUAUGUUGUUCUAAUGCUGGGCGAUCAAGCAAUUUGCAGUAAAAUGAAUAGUCAGACUACUAUCAUUGGGCCACCGGGAGAGCCAAUAUGGAAUCAGGAUUUCCAUUUGCUUGUGGCAAAUCCUAGGAAACAGUGAUUAUCCAUCCAAGUGAAGGACUCCUUUGGUUUCACUGAUUUCAUUAUAGGAACUGGGGAGGUAAUUAUCCAAAUCAUACUUGAUCUAUGUACAGCAGACAGCAGACAAAGUGUAGCUAUCAUGAAGCCUGGUUUCUGUUUUACCCAAUGAAUAGUAAUUCUGUAAAAGAAGUGUGAACUUAUCUCUAUUCUCAUUGGUAUUGUAUAGAUGCUUCAUGGGGCAGGUGUGGAAGACAUUAGCAUCCUGAAUCCCACAUGAAUGCAGAAGAAAAAAUGAUAUACAUGUGUGCAAGCAAAUAGAGUAUUAAAAUGCCAAUCAGUCAGAAAUGCGGAUGGCACUACCUCAAAAUUAAGAUAUUUGUGUCCUAGAAUUGUGUUGACACCCUUGGGUAGAUGAUUAAAUGCUUUCAAGGUA